GCCGCAGCUGAUGCAGAAGUGAAAGCAGCGCUGGGGAAGGCAGAGCGGAUGGAAGCGCCGCCGCUGCUCCCCCGGGUCCUAAAGGGAGUCUCUACCCGGCGAGGCCAGCCCAGCGGCGCCCGCACCCUCCGGAGCGCUUUCCUCCGCUGCAGCCGCCGGGCUGGGCGCCGUUUUCCGGGCGAUGCUCUGCCAGCUGAGCGCUCGCUUCCAGCCUUCCCGGGACGUGGCGCCUUGGCUCGCGGAGCGGGCGGGCCGAGAGGGGAGCGCAGAUGCUGGGGGAAAUCAUUUGGAAACGCCGCAUAUCAUAAACGUGGAAAGAAAUGGAAAUGUUCUUUAUACUUGGAAGGGACCCCAGGAAUGCACCCACAUUGGAUUGUACGAGGAGGAUAAUAAAAAAAACCAGCACCUGUAUACUUUCGAAAAAGACCUGCGUGUGAUCAGCUGCUCAAUCAAUCAUGAAAAGACCUUGUUGGCCAUCAGUUUUCUUCGGACCGUCCAGGAAGAGAAAAGACUCCUAUUUCAAACAGUUCCUAAAUGUCUGACCUUGCUCAUUGAAAUUCACCCGCUUAAUAAUGUGAAAGUUUUGAAGGCUGUGGAUAGCUGGGUCAGAGUACAAUUUCUAUAUCCCGUUGCAGAUGAAACCUCGUUGUCAAGUAGUUGCCUCCUACUCAUUUCAGAAGAUAAAUAUGCUGAAAAAUUGGACGUCAGAACUGUCAAAGAAGGAGACCGGGUGACGAUUGAAACUUCGAGCCGGCUUUCGAAGGAGAGAAUUGUCGAUGAUCUGAUUUGGUCCCAGUGGGACAUGCGAGAACAAAGACUCUUCUAUAUUGUCACAAAGGAAGAACGGGACACAUUAAAUUGCAUCCAAUUUUACCCCAAUAAAGACUUUAAACUAAUACUCGAAGCACCUUUAGAGAUUUCUGUGGCUGACAUAAGAUUAAAAUCUGUGAACUUGAAUUAUAGCUGUUAUCAAGACCAAGAAGUUACACCCAAGUCUUUGGAUGUGCAUAUUUUUACCAGCGACACAGGAAGCUUGUGUUUGUGUUACAGCCUGGCCACUACAAAUGCCAAAGAAGUGACAUAUUCUGUAGCUUUCCUACACAAAGGCUAUAGUAAAACAUAUACUAGCACUUUAGAGGAAAUGGAUUCUCUACACAUGAAGAAGGAGCUGGUUUUUUUGGAUCUUGGCUGUUACGUGGCUGUGUACUUACCUGGACAGUUCCUACAUCUUCUGAAUACUCAGCACCCUGACCUCAUGUGCCACAGUUUCUUUCUAACAGGUGAAGAUGCAGAAAUCAAUCAACUGAACGCUGACGCCGUCUUUUCCCCGGCCAAAUCGAGCAUAUGGGAUCGCAGCACGGGAAAAAUAUUUGCUGUGGAAAUGAACCCAAAGGCCUUGCUCCAAUUCCUGUGGAAGAGCGAGUCGGAUAAUGACAAAUUAGCAGCCUUGCACUGUCUCCUUCUGCAUGUGGGAAGCACGAUGGAGUUAGAAAACCAGAUCAUCCACUGGAUUUCCGACAACGUGUCGGCUUGUUUUGCAUUUGAUCCCAUACAGGAACUAAUCAUUGCUUCUUUACACUGGAAAAUGUACUUGGAAUCCGGCAGCCUGGAUAAGCUUUUACCGUACACGUCACUGCUGAACUGGAAGAAGGAUAUUCCUGGAAUUCGGUGUACAACAUACAUUAUCUCAUUACCCUCUUUAAAGGUGCGAAACUGCAAAGGCUUCUGGGAAAAGUUGAAUUUGAACCUGGAAUACGUGAAAUGUGUCGAAACCCCCUUGCAUUUCAGCCACACAGUGCUGAAGAGGGAAUGGGAUAAACUGCUUUCCGAGGAGAAGACUGCAUCCAGGACUUCUUACGUCAAAAGCAUAUUUGAAAACACGAAAAAGGUGCUUUCCAGUUUGCCCAGGUGGGAAACAGAAGAAAGAAUAGCUCCUCUCUUUCAAGAUGAGGAUUACCACCAACGCUUGCUAACAGGAUUGAUGGUGGCACAGUUGAAAGAGCACCUCCUGAGACCCUUGCAGUAUGUCGGCAGAAAGAAGAUAGAUCAAAUAGCGGUGGAUUACGUUUCGAAACUGCUGGACCUAAUUUGUCGGAUGUUGGAAAACAUUUGGAGGAAAUACAGUCUUCGCUCCUUGUCCUGUUCCUUCAGGCAACCAGAGGAAGCCAAUGAGGUCAUCGUGUUCCGUAUCAUGUGUCAGAUUCUGCAGGCAGCCGGUGGGAUGUGUCUGCCUUUGCCCCCAGGAUUCCACACUCUGCACCUGGAGGUGGGGAUGAGGUGCUUCCCUUUGCACACCGUCCUGCAGUACAUCGACCACGGAGUUCUGCACCUAACAGAAAAGUACGUCCUGAAUCUUUGGAAAGAGUUAGACGACACUGAAAAGAACGUGAAGCUCAAGCUGAGUAUCCUUACAAGGCUUCCCCAGGCAAUUGGUUGCAAGGUGUGUCAGCUGUGGACCCAUUCUUUAAGCACAGCUGUUAUUGCGAGGAACUAUGUGAAACUCUUAUUUGAGAAACUCAGCAACGAACAGUAUAAUAUACCAUUUAUGGACAGAAUACCCACCCAAAUUGAGUUUCUCCCACUCAACUAUUUGAUGGCUAUCAUCACAGAGAUGGAACGUCAAGGAUGGACAGCUUCUAUGGAAGACACCAACAUGAACGCAAGAUUGGUUGAAGAGGUGACCCUGAAACACACUACAAUGUUCUUGGAUCUUUAACUUAUUUCAUUAGCAAGACAAAAUUAUGAAUCCAGGAGCUUCAGAAUGUUGCUGGGCCUCGUAACAUCUGCACAACAUCUGCAAUCCAGAGAAGAGACGGGUAUGAAGCUCUUAACAGGAUGCCCAAAAGAAAUAUCACAACUUUGGUUUACUGCUGACCAGAAUUCGUUAUAACUUUUAAAAAUGGCUCAGUGAUUCUGCAAAUGGUUCUGAAGACAAAAUAUUUUAAAUUCGGGUGGUGCUAAAUUUUCAUUUUCAAACCAGUUCCCUCUCCUGGAAGGAGUGGCCUGUUCCAAUGAUGAAGAAAUAUUUUUCUGAAUUAGAAAAAGGGUAUUUUGGAAUUCAGAAUAGCCCAAGCUAUUGGGGUUUGUUUUUUUGCAUCAAUGUAAAUAGGUGGACUGGAAUAUUCCGAAAUAAAUUUUUAUAAUCCGAUAUUCAAACGGAUGGGAGGUCGUCUCACUGUAACAUUACAAGAAUAAAACUGAAUCUGACUUCAGCGUAGUAUUUAUUAUUAAUAGGAUAUUGUGCUGCUGAGCCCCCGAAGCAAUUGCGGUUCUGAGUAAAUUACAAAAUUAGGAUUAAAUAGAGGGAAUGUCGGAGUGAAACACACGGACGUUAGCUUUUAAAUUCUUACUUACAACAUUGGAUAAUAUAAUGGACCGAUAAGGAGGUGGCAGCUAUCGUAUUAUGUAUAUAUGAGAUACACCCACAAACAGGGUGCUAUAGAAUAUUGCAGUUGAGAAACCAGAACUUGGAUGUAAAUGGAAAUAAAUGUAUAGAUUUGGAACUGGA
Molecule: messenger RNA, 3508 nt
Organism: Crotalus tigris (Tiger rattlesnake)
Lineage: Eukaryota; Metazoa; Chordata; Lepidosauria; Squamata; Viperidae
Gene: GSAP
Product: gamma-secretase activating protein
Exons: 31
Coding region: 182-2716 (844 amino acids)
Biological process (GO): positive regulation of amyloid-beta formation
Cellular component (GO): trans-Golgi network
Source: RefSeq, a predicted model, not a curated record